Molecule: messenger RNA, 1673 nt
Organism: Musa acuminata AAA Group (dessert banana)
Lineage: Eukaryota; Viridiplantae; Streptophyta; Magnoliopsida; Zingiberales; Musaceae
Product: zinc-finger homeodomain protein 4-like
Exons: 2
Coding region: 743-1522 (259 amino acids)
Biological process (GO): regulation of developmental process; regulation of DNA-templated transcription
Cellular component (GO): nucleus
Molecular function (GO): DNA-binding transcription factor activity; transcription cis-regulatory region binding
Source: RefSeq, a predicted model, not a curated record
AUUCAUUAUGUGGUCUCUCACUGUGUGCCUCUUCCCUUCUGACACUACAGUGAGCUCCCUUUCUCUCUUUGUCAUCUCCCUCCAUCUAUAGCCUAAGCUUGAUUCCUGAUAGUGCAAGCAAAGCAAACACCCCACACUUUAUCUUUGUUUGGUCACAGCCCCCCUGAGCCUUUCUCUGUUCUCCUCCGUCUUGUUCCAACCUUUUUGCUCCCUCACUACUGCUGUAAGACCACUAUUUAGUGUCUCAACCACAACCAUACUACCAAACCAUUUCAUUUUUAUCCUUCCAACCCUUUGGCCUCGUUUGUUUUCCUUCUUCUUGCCAUGGGAAGCACAAUGGAAAACACUCUGAAUCUUCCUAUGAAGGAAGCCAGCCAGAGCUUCUUGGAGUAAAUUGCAGUCAGUUUUCAAAGCAGUCAUUUGGAACAAACACUCGAGUCCUCGAGCAUCUCUUCCACUUCUGGUGUCUCCUAUCUCCUGCUGGGUCUUCUGGUUUGGAAGUGGUGGAGGUGUGUCUCUGGAUAAGGUUCCCCUGAACCAUGGAGCUCAAGUUUUCUGUCAAAAGGGCAAGGAAAAGCAAUCAUUAAUAGCUGGAAUUUUGGUUCUUAAGGUUGGUCUAUUUCAAAUUCUCAAUUGUCCUUCCUUUCAGCAAAAAAAGAAAUCUUGAGCUUGACCUGUUUCCUUGUUGAGUGGAGGUCAAAAAGAACACUACAAAAGGAAAUAGCACAAAUAUUGAGAGAGAAUGGAUCUUUCUGGCCAUGAAAAAGAGAUCCCAAUCCCAAUAAACAGUUCAUAUUUUGGUGGUCAUGGCCAGGCCCCUGGCCACAGCAGCAUCCAUGACACCCCUCCCAUCCACCACUCGUCCAAUGGCACUGCUUCUCCCGUCUCCACUGACACCAGAGAGGACCACCACAACGCUAAAUCCUUCAGCACUAAGAAAGGGGUGGUGGUGAAGUACAGGGAGUGCCUCAAGAACCAUGCAGCAUCCAUCGGUGGGAAUGCCACUGAUGGCUGUGGUGAGUUCAUGCCAAGUGGUGAGGAGGGAACUCUAGAGGCCCUGAAGUGCUCUGCUUGCAGCUGCCACAGGAACUUCCAUAGGAAAGAGGCAGAAGGAGAGCCCUCGUGCGACUGCUUCCAACCCAUUAGAUGGAGCAAGAUGAUGGGUGCAUUUGGUUACAGCCCUGCAAGCCGUAGCUUCAUUCCAAGGGCUACACCACACAGCAUGAUCAUGCCUUUGGGUGCCAUGCAGGCCUCUGAGUCUGAUGAGAUGGAAGGGGUGGUGGGCGGGGUGAUGGCAAGGCCUCCCAUGGUGAAGAAGAGGUUCAGGACCAAGUUUACCCCAGAGCAGAAGGAAAAGAUGCUGAGCUUUGCUGAGAAGCUGGGGUGGAGGCUUCAGAAGCAGGAGGAGAGUAUGGUGCAGCAGUUCUGCCAGGAGAUUGGGGUGAAGAGAAGGGUCCUCAAGGUGUGGAUGCAUAACAACAAGCACCACUUGGCAAAGAAGACCUCCCUCCAGCUUGACUAACCAAUGAUUCCCAUCUCAUCUUCUCACUCCUAUUCUUCUGUUAAUUUAGUGUUUUUUUUUCUUUCAGGAUUUGCAUGUUAGCUUGUUAUAAUUAUUUUGUCUCGUGUCACUCAGAUUGGAGUUCAUUAAGCUUAGAUGUUGCUUAUUUCAA